AUGGCCGUCGGCGUCGCCAGCGGCUCCCACGACGAUGCCAGCCCGUCGAACCUGCGAAGGCACCACCAGAAGCGCGAGAUGCAGCACCUCGUCAAGCGCGCCUACAACGGCGACGCCACCUGGUACGACGUCGAGACCGGCAACGCCGGCGCGUGCGGUCAGAUGCUCAAGGAGUCCGACUUUGUCGUCGCCAUCAACCAGCCCCAGUACGGCAGCCUCAACCAGAAGUCGAGCUGGUGCGGAAAGACGAUCACCAUCUCGGCCAACGGCAAGUCGACCCAGGCCCGCGUCGCCGACGCCUGCCCCACAGGCGGCGGAAACUGCGGCUUCGGCUCCCUCGACAUGAGCAAGUCGCUCUUCCAGUUCUUCAACCCGCUCGGCGUUGGCAAGUUUUCCAUCACCUGGACCGAGGGCGGCGGAGGAGGAGGAAACGUCGUCGACAACGUCGUCAGCGCCGUCACCGGAAAGAAGAAGAACAAGGACAACAACAACAACAACGACGACAACAACGACUGGUGGGCCAAGCAGCAGCAGAAGAAGAAGGAGGAGGAGGCCGCGGCGCAGCAGAAGCAGCAGGAGGAGGAGGCCCAGAAGGCCAAGGAGGCCAAGGCGGCCGCCGACCAGGCCGCCGCCGAAAAGGAGGCCGAAGCUGCCUCGUCGCGCGCCGCCGCGUCCGCCUCGAAGUCGGCCUCGCGCGCCUCGGUGCAGGCGUCCAAGUCUUCCGCUGCCGCUGCGAGCGCCUCUGCGGCUUCCGCCUCGUCGGCCGCCCGCGCCUCGGCCACCAAGGCUGCCGCUCGCGCCUCGUCGAGCGCCGCCGCCGCCAGCAAGUCCGAGGCUCGCGCCAGCGCUUCGGCCGCGCGCGUCGCCGCCACCGCCGUCCCCACUGGCAACCUGGACAAGUUCGACGAGCUCUUCAACGGUCUCAGCAACAUUGUCCAGAACCAGGCCGCCUAG
Pseudozyma flocculosa PF-1 is the source of this 954-nucleotide messenger RNA. RefSeq lists its product as uncharacterized. The coding region runs from base 1 to 954 and encodes 317 amino acids. The record is from RefSeq and is a predicted model, not a curated record. Lineage: Eukaryota; Fungi; Basidiomycota; Ustilaginomycetes; Ustilaginales; Ustilaginaceae. The transcript has a single exon.